Messenger RNA from Pygoscelis adeliae (Adelie penguin), 2111 nucleotides. RefSeq names its product solute carrier family 45, member 1 (gene SLC45A1). The record is from RefSeq and is a predicted model, not a curated record. Gene Ontology annotation, molecular function: sucrose:proton symporter activity. Gene Ontology annotation, cellular component: membrane. The coding region runs from base 24 to 2111 and encodes 695 amino acids. Gene Ontology annotation, biological process: transmembrane transport. NCBI's taxonomy places the organism in Eukaryota, Metazoa, Chordata, Aves, Sphenisciformes, Spheniscidae. The transcript has 8 exons.
UGGGGAGCUGAAAGGAAGAGCUCAUGACAAACAGACGCCUACCCAUGAUGAUUCCACCAUCUGCAACAACCCCUGUCAGCGAUGCUGCACUCUUACCAAGCAUGGCUUCUCAGGAAAUCUGGAGGUCACAAGUUCCAGGCUAUUCUGGAUCGGUCACACGGCACAUAAGUCAUCGGGCCAAUAACUUCAAGAGACAUCCGAAAAGGAGAAAACACAUCCGCCCUUCGCCGCCACCACCGCCAAAUACUCCAUGUCCUAUUGAUUUGAUUGACUUUGGGGAUCUCCAGCCUCAGAGGUCUUUCCUAGAACUCCUGUUUAAUGGGUGCAUUCUCUUUGGACUCGAGUUCAGCUAUGCCAUGGAAACAGCCUAUGUUACCCCUGUGCUGCUUCAGAUGGGGCUUCCAGACCAACUGUAUGGAAUGGUGUGGUUCAUCAGCCCUAUAUUAGGGUUCUUGCUACAGCCUUUGCUGGGGGCCUGGAGUGACAGAUGCACAUCAAGAUUUGGGAGGAGAAGACCUUUCAUUCUGGUCUUAGCAGUAGGAGCAUUGCUCGGGCUCUCACUUAUGCUGAAUGGCAAAGAUAUAGGGAGUGCCUUGUCUGACGCUGCAAAUAACCACAAAUGGGGGAUCAUUCUUACAGUCUGUGGUGUUGUCCUCAUGGACUUCAGCGCAGAUUCAGCAGACAAUCCCAGUCACGCCUACAUGAUGGAUGUAUGCAGCCCAGUGGAUCAAGACAGGGGACUCAACAUCCACGCUUUGUUAGCAGGUCUUGGAGGUGGCUUUGGUUAUGUUGUUGGAGGAAUACACUGGGAUAAAACCAGUUUUGGAAAAGCUGUGGGAGGGCAGCUUCGCGUCAUCUAUGUCUUCACCUCAGUUAUACUGACUGUCACUACUGUGCUGACUCUAAUUAGCAUUCCAGAAAGACCCUUAAGGUCCUUUAGCAGGAAGAAAAAGGUGAUGAAGAGUCCAAGUCUUCCUCUCCCUCCUUCUCCACCUCUCUUCUUUGAGGAGGGUGUAAAUGAAAACUUUGCUUCUCAUAACUCAGCUCGCUUAUAUGCAAGUUUUACGAGUCCUGUUUCCCCUCUGAGCCCACUCACACCCAAAUAUGGCAGUUUUGUCAGCAGAGACAAUUCCUUGAUGGGAAUUAAUGAGUUUGCAUCAUCAUUUGGGACUUCUAAUAUUGACAGCGUGCUUAUAGACUGUUUUACAGGCGGGCACAAUAGUUACUUAGCACUUCCAGCUAGCUUGCCCAGGCAGACUGUCAGUGUCAGCUUUCCUCGGGUGCCUGAUGGCUGUUACCAAGGAGAAAAUGGAGCUCUGGAGCAAGGGGAGAGCAGCAUAACGCCGGGGCCUGAUGGCGAGGCGCUAAGGGUGGGCUCACUGGAUGCGAUAAAGCCACAGUCGUCGGGGAUCCUGAAAAGACCUCAAACCUUGGCCAUUCCAGAUAUCGUAACAGGACACUGUCCAGAAAAUAGCAGAAGAAGAAAUGUAACCUUCAGCCAACAGGUUGCUAAUAUCUUGCUGAAUGGUGUUAAGUAUGAGAGCGAGCUGAAUGGAUCAGGCGAGACCUCUGAGCAACCACUCUCCAUGAAACUUCUUUGUUCGACCGUCUGCCAGAUGCCCAAGGCUCUUCGUAACCUCUGCAUCAACCACUUCCUAGGAUGGCUUUCGUUUGAGGGGAUGUUACUCUUCUAUACCGACUUCAUGGGAGAGGUAGUGUUUCAAGGGAAUCCAAAAGCACCUCACAACUCAGAUGAGUAUCAGAAGUACAACGCUGGGGUCACCAUGGGCUGCUGGGGAAUGUGCAUCUAUGCAUUCAGUGCUGCCUUCUAUUCAGGCUCGGCGGGCGAGGGCGCGCGGCGGGGGAUGGGCGUUGACAUCUCCCUGCUGAGCUGCCAGUACUUCCUGGCGCAGAUCCUCGUGGCCCUGGCCAUGGGGCCGCUGACGGCAGCUGUGGGCAGCGCCAGCGGUGCCAUGUACUUCGCCAGCCUAGUGUCCUUCCUGGGCUGUCUCUUCUCCUCCCUCUGUGUCACCUACGAGUCGCCGGCCACCGAGGAGCUGCCACCCACUGAGGAGCAGCGCCCGCUCUUGCCUCGUGCACGGAAUGAAUAA